Molecule: messenger RNA, 3430 nt
Organism: Nematolebias whitei (Rio pearlfish)
Lineage: Eukaryota; Metazoa; Chordata; Actinopteri; Cyprinodontiformes; Rivulidae
Product: C-Jun-amino-terminal kinase-interacting protein 4
Exons: 27
Biological process (GO): vesicle-mediated transport
Cellular component (GO): cytoplasm
Molecular function (GO): JUN kinase binding; signaling receptor complex adaptor activity; MAP kinase scaffold activity
Source: RefSeq, a predicted model, not a curated record
GGUCGUCCGCGAGGAAAAUGUAGCUAAAAUUGUUCCGUACUGAAAUUAAUGUGGAAAUGGAGUAAUACCUUGAAGAAUGGGCUCUAGAACACCUCCAGACAACUUCACCACGCAGAAACAACUUGCUGAGAGGUUGCUGCACUCGUCAGUUACCAAAGGGGGAUAAGGAUGGGUGGUGCGGGUGUUGGCAAAAAUGUUAGAGAGCUAGCCGAACGAGUUGUUUUAGUUUCUGAGGAAGUAUAGACAUCUGCUUGUCUCACAGAUUUAGAAGAUUUUUUUUGUGUGAGUCUAGGGGAUUAUUUUUUUUUUUACGUUAAGUAUAGAGAAUUGAAAUAGCUUAAUGAUGGACUGCAGCGAGAAGGUGCUGUGUGGAACAGGAGAGGUGGAUCUGGACCCCAACAUUGUGAGUGAGGAGGCAGGAAAAUUGUAUUCAGAGCUGCAGACUGUCAUUGAAACCCAUGGGGAGGGUGUGGUGGAGUCCCUGGUGCCCAUAUUUGUGUGGGUCCUGGAGGGUCUGGCCUCCUGCAAAGCCCAGCUGAGAGAGAAAGAAGAUGAGGCGGAAAGGGAGAAAGGUGAGCGAGAGGAGCUGCUGGAGAGGUACCAAGCAGAGAAAGCACUGAGGAAAGAGAGUCAGGAGAAGUACCUGGAGCUGGAUGACCAAACAGAACAAGAACGAAGAGCCAUGAGGGGGAGGGAAAAGGAGCGAGAGUGGAGAGAGAGACAGCUGGAGAAGAAAGCUAGAGAGCAAGCUGACCAGCUGGUGGCCUUGGAGGAGCAAAAAGCAAAUCUGAGCAGAGAGCUGAGUACACUGAGACACACUCACAACAAGCUGAAUCACUUGUAUCGGGAGCUUCUGGAAAAGAGGAAGGAUUCAGAAAGGGAAUCUCCUUUGAGGAAUCAUGUGCAUCCCAGGAACGCAGACUUUCCAUCUCGCCUGCUGCUGUCAGAUUCCACUUUUAGUGAAAAGAUAGUUCAAAGACCACAUUCUAACUCGGGCCCCCCGUGUUUGGAUGAUCUCGUAGCUAAAAAAGAACACGUGAACGAUGUUGAUCCGAAGACGUCUUCGGAUCAGUUCGUCACAGACAUCAUUUGCUCCACACCUGAGCUCACGGAGUUUCAUGACGGUGUAAAGGCGAGCACCCCGGUUGAAACCGAAGCGCUGCCGAAAGAUGAGCUGGAGAGCGAAUCGAAGGACGAGUUAACGAAAGUGGACGAGCAGAGAGGAGGAGAGACGGGAAAAACGGACCAGGAGGACAACAAGGAGGUGGAGGAAGAUGACUGCACGGAGUGGGAUCUGCGCAACACAGACUCCGUUUUCUCCGAACUGUCCGAGUUGAGUCGGGACUGCGUUGAGAGUGUGGACCACGGGGCGAAUGUUCGAGACAGUGCCGACCAGUUUGAGGAGGUUCUUUCUCAGUACGAGGAUCUAAAAAUCAUUCAUGAAUCGGUCGAAGCGGCCCGUAAGGCUCUGCUCUUUCGGGUGGUUGAGCUGACAGACGAUCGCUCUGCCCUCGUCCUGGAACUGUCCACUCUUCAGGAGACCGUGGCACGAUUAGAGGGGCGGAUGAAGGAGAAGGACGAAGAAAUUAAAAGACUGCGUAACGAACUGGAAACGUGUCGGUCUGAAGAUCCAGAUGCUGGUUUGCCCACAUCCAUGCGUCACUUCUCUCGUUCUGAAAUGGCUCGUGUGGUCAUGGAGAAGAACCAGUACAAACAGCGUCUGUUUGAGCUGCAGGAGGCUGUCCGACACAGCCAGACACUUAGAGCAACCAAAGAGGUGAAGUUUACAGAGGAACGAAGGUCGAGUGUUUGGAGAAAAUUCAACCGCUUGUUUGGCCUGUCCAAGGAACCUCUAGUUCCGCCUCCUUCUGCGUUGGUCCGGCAGACUUCCCCGUCCUUAACCCGCUCUCCUCUGGAAUCUCCACAUCUCCCAUCAAUCAGUCGAACUCCGUCUGAAUCGUCUUUUUCAACUGUUGCUUCACCUCGCGUCAGGAGGAGGGAACUGUACCGAGAAAUUCGCUCUCAGAUUUGGAGGACUUUGGGAAAGCGACACAUCCAUGGCUGGAGCGUGCCGCUGGCAAACACACCGGAGUCUGGUGAAUCUGUGCCAGAGCCUAAAGAUGUGCCUGUUUUAGUGCAGCUCAGGCUGUUGGAUCAAAGAGACUCCGUUGCCAAGAUUAACUGUGCUGCUGCAGUCACACCUGAGAUUUCAGGAGAAGCCACAUGUUCGGUGUGGGUCGUUUCUGGUCCCGCUUCCUGCAGUGACAUCACUGUGAUUGAUCCAGCACGGUCCAACACGGUACUGGACCAGUUCAGCCUCCCUCCCACAGCCCCUGCUCUCUGCAUCUGUGCUGUGCCUCCUGUAGGUCAGUCCCGGUUCAGUGGAGUUCAGUUUUUCUGACUUUUCUUUUGUUGUUCAACGUUUUACUGGAAGCACUUGGAAAUUACCAGUCAGCGUUUCUGGCGUCACAAUCGAUUUGGGUUUGUUUUGUCAGAUAAAUCUGCUGGUACCGUAUGGAUUGGAACUCAGGAAGGAAGUGUUUUAAUCCAUCCAGCCUCUGGAAACAGGAGAUGCUGUCUGCAAUCGGUGUCUCUCUCAGAGGGCGUCCAUUCACUCACAUGUUCCAACAGUCAGGUUGUUGCUGGUUUAGCUGAUGGUACUUUGGCAUUUUUCUCACACACUUCAGAUGGCUGGAACCUGCAGUCACACUCUGUGAUGCCUCUUGAAACCAACCCCCUGCAGCCCGUUCGCUGUUGCCUUGCUAAAGGUGGCCGCCUGUGGGUGGGGUACUGGAACAAAGUCCACGUGGUUGACAUGGAGAGCAAGAAGGUGGAGCACAUCUUCUCGGUCUCGGAGCGCUGUGAACAGCAGGUUCGCUUCCUGUGUGCGGGAGGGAGUGGUGUUUGGGCGUCCUGCCGUCUCGACCCAAUCAUCAGGCUGUUUGACUGGUCCACUAGACGGCCACUUCAAGAAGUUGACUUUACAUCUUUGGUCACAAAAACAUUAGGCCAGCCCUUCUUGUCGCUGUCGCCUCUCCAGAUCUCGUCUCUUACCAUCAUCUCUGGUCGUUUGUGGGUGGGAACAGGAGGGGGGGCCAUUUUCUCCAUCCCCCUGUCCAUAACCUCAGAGGAUGUUUCCAUCCCGUAUUGCUCCACGGUGUUGGCCCAGCUGUCGUACCACGGACACAGACAAGCCGUCAGAUUCAUCCUUGCUGCACCUGGAUGUUUGAUCGCCUCUCCUGGCAGCAGCCACGUCACCACAGCUCAGCUCAUCCUCAGUGGAGGAGAGGGAUACAUCAAUUUCCGAAUCGGAGAUGAUGAAAGUGAUGAAUCGCUGGAGGUGUCGCAGGCCUCACCACAGCGGUGUGAGCGUGGUCACAUGAUCAUCUGGCAGACGCCCAGUCUUUCUGUGCCCGGCUCUUCCCUCUGA